Molecule: messenger RNA, 2017 nt
Organism: Actinia tenebrosa (Australian red waratah sea anemone)
Lineage: Eukaryota; Metazoa; Cnidaria; Anthozoa; Actiniaria; Actiniidae
Product: erlin-1
Biological process (GO): SREBP signaling pathway
Cellular component (GO): endoplasmic reticulum membrane; endoplasmic reticulum
Molecular function (GO): cholesterol binding; ubiquitin protein ligase binding
Source: RefSeq, a predicted model, not a curated record
UUUUCAUUCAACAUGUCGGCCGCGGUGGGUGCAGGAAUCAUUGUCCUUUUAACAGCUAUUUUAUUUAACUUUGCCUUACAUAAAAUCGAUGAAGGUCAUGUUGGAGUUUACUAUAGGGGUGGUGCUCUUCUUGCCAGUACAAGUGGGCCAGGUUAUCAUUUCAUGACACCAUUUAUCACAUCGUAUAGAUCAGUACAAUCAACUCUACAAACAGAUGAGGUUAAAAAUGUCCCAUGUGGUACAAGUGGAGGUGUAAUGAUUUACAUUGAUAGGAUUGAAGUGGUUAAUAUUUUAAAUGCAGAAAAUGUUUUUGAAGUUGUAAAGAAGUACACUGCAGACUAUGAUAAAACUUUAAUUUUCAAUAAAGUUCACCAUGAAUUGAAUCAGUUCUGUAGCAGUCACUCUCUUCAAGAAGUCUACAUCGAUUUGUUUGACCAGAUUGAUGAAAAUCUUAAAUCUGCUCUUCAAAAAGACCUGUUAGUAAUGGCUCCUGGUCUUACUGUUCAUGCUGUGAGAGUAACAAAACCAAAGAUUCCUGAAGCCAUCAGAAGAAAUUAUGAACUAAUGGAAGCUGAGAAGACCAAGCUUAUGAUUGCACAACAGAAGCAAAAAGUGGUGGAGAAAGAAGCAGAAACAGAAAGAAAGAAAGCUGUUAUUGAGGCUGAAAAACAAGCAAUGGUAUCCCAAAUACAGUACCAACAAAAAAUCAUGGAGAAAGAAAGUCUCAAAAAGAUGUCCAUGAUUGAAGAUGCCACUUAUGUUGCAAAAAUGAAAUCACGUGCUGAUGCUGAUUUCUACAUUGCUCAAAAAGAAGCAGAUGCGAACAAACUUAAACUGACAAAGGAGUAUCUGGAACUUAAUAAGUACAAAUCCAUUUCCACGAACUCCAAGAUCUACUUUGGGCCAAAUAUACCAAGUAUUUUCUUCGAUCCUAGUAAAAUGAGUGCAACUGAAGUAAAAACGACAAAGGAAUAAGUUGCAGCACAACUUUCUUUUUCACGCUAUGAUGUGUAGAAGUGUAUACACGACCUGAAAGCAUGCCUAUGACUGGUUGAAGCAAAUUUUGUAUGACGUGACCGUAACGUUCCCGACCAUUUUGAUUGGCUUAGAAGUGUUUACACGCGCGCUGAUCGGUUCAAAGGAUGUCUUGCGUACCGUGAUGGCGUUUGUCGUCCCCACUUCAGUCAUACGAAAACUGCUCUAACUCGUACGUCAAUUUAAAUGAAUAUAAUGAUAAAGACGUGACUUCAAGAAGUAAAUAAAUCGUUUGAAAAGGCCAUCAAGCAGAAAUGAGAACCAAGCACUUUGGAGCUUUUGAUGGGAGUCAUACAAAAAGAAUUUAGAGUAGUGUCCACGUUGCGAGAUUUUUAAGAAAUUUAAUUUCAUGUCAUUUUGUUAUUCCUCUUGCAGUAAUUGCAAAGGGGUCGUUACUAUUCUAUUUUGAUUACUACAGUACCAUUAAUGUCGAAGUGCGACCCGCGAAAGUUUGAUGUCUCGAUGAACUGAAAUAAAAAAAACGAUAUAUCUUCAGGAAGACUUCAGACUAGUUUAAAGAUUUUAAUCAUCUAGUCCAAAAUCUUCCUCAAAUAUUGUAGUCUUUUCUUAGUUCUUUGAUUGACGGUCGUUGAAAUGCUAGUUGGCGAAUGAGCUAUUUGUAGGACAUAAUCACGUGACUGUUACUGGAUGACAAAAAAUUCCUUUAUUCAAAUAAAUUUUGCUGGAUUAGUAAUGUCAUAUCCAAAAUCUUUUCCAAAAUGUUUUUCCCCUUACAAGAUACAAAGCCAUUAAAAGUUUGCUUGCCAUCCAGCAGAGCCUUCCCCAAGGGACAUUUGGCUGAAUUGAUUCGUUAUUGAAGGGAUAUAUUAGCAGUGACUGUUUGCUGCAAAUGGCCUAUUACAAAACAUAAAACUUCGCGGGUCCUCUUCAACGAUAAUGGUAUCGGUAUCUCGUGCAUCUUUAGGAAAUCUUUCACAAUUUGAUGUACAAUUUGAAAUUUGAAAAUAAAUUUUCAGCACUA